CCUCAUCUCUCGAGUCCGCGCUGCGCAUCACCAUAUUCAUUUCCUCUUUUGUACUUAUUAAAUUAAUACAAAAACCCAGUCUUCAAAGCCCUAAUCGAAAAUCCCUAAAUCCAUUUCCAUCUUAAACCCUAAUUUUGUACCGCGAGAAAAAAACCCAGUGAUUGAACAGAUCAAGCAGAUACAGGAAUACAAUCUACAUACAGAACUCAAUCAAUAGAGAUUUUUCUGUUCUAUUGCUAAUUUGAGUGGACAAGAUGUCGACGAGGAGGCGAGUUGCGGAGGAGAGAUUGUAUUACAGUCCACCGGCAAUGAGAAUGCACAACCAGCAGCAGCAACAGCAAAAGCAACAACAAUCAAAGCUAACUAAGUGUUCACCUUCACCGUCACAGGAAAAAAAUGGAUUCGUAUCAGAGUCCUAUUUGGAUCGUUUCUUAGAGCACACAACUCCUUCUGUUGCAGCUCAACAUUUUACUAGGACAAGCAUGCGAUCAUGGAGAAAUCGUGGUAAUGAGUUCAAUCCAUAUUUCAUUCUCGGGGACCUUUGGGAAUCUUUCAGGGAGUGGAGUGUUUACGGGGUUGGAGUUCCUCUUCUUUUGAACGGGAAUGAUUCGGUUGUCCAAUAUUACGUACCAUCCCUGUCAGGUAUCCAACUGUAUAUAGAUCCAACGAGCCACGUCAUGGAUCAAAGAAGACCUGGUGAGGAGAGUGAUGCAAAUUCAUCAAGAGACACGAGUAGUGAUGGGGACAAUGAAAGUGGGACUAAUACAAGAGCCAACAGUGCACGAGGACCUUUGGUUAGCAAUCCUCCUGGUCUGCUUAUUUUCGAGUACUUUGAGAGGGAGCUUCCUUUUCAUCGUGAGCCAUUGGCUGAUAAGAUGUUGAUACUUGCGUCCCGCUUUCCCAAACUCAAAACUUACAGAAGCUGUGACCUGACUCCAUCGAGUUGGAUUUCCAUUGCUUGGUACCCCAUAUACCGGAUACCUGUGGGCCCCACUCUGCAAAACGUCGACGCCUGUUUCUUAACGUUUCAUUCUCUUGCAAAACCUGUUAGAGGUGGCGGGCGAGUACAAGAUGCUAAUAAUAAGCUUUCGUUGCCAACUUUUGGACUUGUUUCAUAUAAGUUCAAAGUGUCUGACAGGGAUGGAAAUGGAGUUUUUGAGGGCCAAAAGGUCAUUUCACUCCUACGGGCAGCCGACAACUGGCUCAGGCUGUUGCAAGUCAACCAUCCAGAUUACAAAUUUUUCAUGUCCCACAACACUUUCUGGAGAUAAAGAAGUUAUUGGCUGUUGUGUAAGAACCAUGAAAUUGUAUGCUUGAGAAACUUAUGGAAAUAUACUGGGUGAUCUUUUUUGUGCAACCAAAAGAAUGCAGAUGUGGAAACUUUUAUCAAAAGAUGAAAUGUUGUUUUUCUGCUGCAUCUGACUACUGAUGAUGGCGAAUAGUAUAACGUGUAUACAGUAUUUUGGAUUUUAUGUAAUGCUCAUGCAUAGGAUUGUGUACUUGUAACUUGUUGAAAUUUUUUCUUGCGUGUGUUUCAGUCAGCUUGAAGCAUUUUUCGCUGCUACACCUUCACAAGUUAUUCAUCAUCCUAAUGUAAAGCUAGGAAAUCCAGGCAAAGUUUAGCCCCAAUUAAUACGAAGGGCGAUAUGAGCUUCUCUAUAUUGAAUUUGUCUGUAUUGAGC
Messenger RNA from Striga asiatica, 1682 nucleotides. The record is from the annotation of a GenBank genome assembly. NCBI's taxonomy places the organism in Eukaryota, Viridiplantae, Streptophyta, Magnoliopsida, Lamiales, Orobanchaceae.